UGAUAAGUUAUUUCGUGUUUGAGUUUCAUAAAUCCUGAAUUUAAUGUAAAAUAUCAGGUGUUAAGAAAUAGAGAGUAGGCAACAAUCUUAUUGUUUUUCAUUUUUGUCACGUAUAUUAUGGACGCGUAUGUAUAUUAGAAAGUUUUUCAUGAACGAACAAAUGUUUUUAUUUAUGAAGGUAUAAAUGAAAAGAUAUAAAUACGAAGACUAAAAGUGAAAAGAAUUAUAUAAAGAAAUACAAACGGAAAUUGAAAAGUUUUACGAAUAAGAGACAAUUUUACGAUUCGACACUUGGUAGAUAGUGGUAGUCAACAACAAGAAAUUACAUUGUGAUCACAUGUGCAUUAGUGAUUUAAAAAAAAUGUAAAGGUAUCAUUAUUAAACGAUUUUGGAUAUGGCAUGAAUCCAAAAUGCAGUUUUUGAUAGAUAUAUUAAAUAAGAGAAUUUGAAAAAAUUUAUUCCUUUAAUAUUGAGGAAGCAUUUUCUUCUGGAUUUUUAUGUGAGGAUUGAAUAAUAAAUGUGCUAAUGUUUUGAGUUUAUCCAUAUAAUUUAUCGUGUUCUUUGUUUAUAUAUAUACUCAAAUUUUUAUCUCAUAAGUUAGUAUAUUUUCCAAAACUUGUCGAAAAAUGGUGCCACUUGGACCAUCACCAGGGCAUCAAACGUCUGUCAAUAAUACUGCAACUGCUCCAGCCAGUGGCACUAAAAGUAGCUCAACGUUGAAACCGAAUUAUACCCUGAAGUAUACCUUGGCAGGCCAUACCAAAGCAGUCUCUUCUGUAAAAUUCAGUCCUAAUGGAGAAUGGCUUGCAAGUUCUUCUGCAGAUAAAUUAAUUAAAAUAUGGGGUUCCUAUGAUGGCAAAUUUGAGAAAACAAUAUCCGGCCAUAAGCUUGGUAUUUCAGAUGUUGCAUGGUCUAGCGAUAGUAGACUAUUAGUAUCUGCUUCUGAUGAUAAAACUUUGAAAAUAUGGGAAUUGAGUUCUGGAAAGUGCUUAAAAACUUUAAAAGGCCAUAGUAACUAUGUUUUCUGUUGCAAUUUUAAUCCACAGUCAAAUUUAAUAGUUUCUGGUUCUUUUGAUGAAAGUGUUCGGAUAUGGGAUGUUAGAACUGGAAAAUGUUUGAAAACUUUACCUGCUCAUUCGGAUCCUGUAAGUGCAGUUCAUUUUAAUAGGGACGGAUCAUUAAUUGUAUCUAGUAGUUACGACGGAUUAUGUCGAAUUUGGGACACUGCAUCUGGCCAAUGUUUGAAGACUUUAAUCGACGAUGAUAACCCUCCUGUAUCUUUUGUAAAGUUUUCACCAAAUGGAAAAUAUAUUUUGGCAGCAACACUAGACAAUACGUUAAAGCUUUGGGAUUAUAGCAAAGGAAAAUGUUUGAAAACGUAUACAGGUCAUAAAAAUGAAAAAUAUUGCAUCUUCGCAAAUUUUUCAGUUACAGGAGGAAAGUGGAUUGUUUCGGGUUCAGAAGACAAUAUGGUAUACAUUUGGAAUUUGCAGACGAAGGAGAUUGUUCAAAAAUUGCAAGGACACACAGAUGUUGUGCUAUGUACUACGUGUCAUCCAACCGAUAAUAUUAUAGCUUCAGCCGCCCUUGAAAACGAUAAAACUAUCAAAUUAUGGAAAAGUGACACAUAGAAUGUGCAUGUUACUCACGAUUUUAUUAAAAAUUCUACAAAGAGCGUUUGUAUCUUUUAGAAACAUCUUAUUCGAUCUUCAUUUUCUUUACUUUUUAAAAUUUUUACAUUUACUCAAUUUUCAAUCAUAAUGAAAUUAAUAAUUUUAAUAGAUAAUUUGCGUCUAUCUUUCGGAUAAUUGUAGAAAGUAGAACCUGGUUUUAUACAAUUAGAUAUUAAGAUUACCAUUAUAAUUGAAUGAACGCAAUAAAUCUAAAUUAUCAUGCAUCGGUUACGAAACAAAUCCAAGAGUAAACAGUGUUUCGGUGAACAAUUUUCUUAUCAUUUCGACGUUAUGUAUAACCGAUAGCUUUACGUUUGUAACUAUGUAAUUUACUUGUAAAGCGAAUAUGUACUCCUUUCUAUUUAUAUGACACUAGAAAAUAAAACAAUAUGUAUAAUAUUUUGAACAGAAUGCAACGGUUAUAUGUAACCUCUUUAAAUAUUCUAAAGAGGAAAAAGAAUGAAAAAAGAUUAUAAAGCUAUCCUUGUAACAAAAAUACGUUUAUGUAAAGAAAGUGACGAAAAGAAAAAAAUAUAAAUAUGUAUUUUUUCGUACCUGA
This is a messenger RNA of Bombus terrestris (buff-tailed bumblebee), 2232 nucleotides long. It is a transcript of the gene wds, whose product is annotated as protein will die slowly. The transcript has 8 exons. The coding region runs from base 627 to 1631 and encodes 334 amino acids. Gene Ontology annotation, molecular function: histone binding. Lineage: Eukaryota; Metazoa; Arthropoda; Insecta; Hymenoptera; Apidae. The record is from RefSeq and is a predicted model, not a curated record. Gene Ontology annotation, cellular component: Set1C/COMPASS complex.